Oncorhynchus mykiss (rainbow trout) is the source of this 1073-nucleotide messenger RNA. The record is from RefSeq and is a predicted model, not a curated record. NCBI's taxonomy places the organism in Eukaryota, Metazoa, Chordata, Actinopteri, Salmoniformes, Salmonidae.
AUGUCCCAGGAGAAGGCUGGGGGCCACCUGCUCACUCACGUCCCAGCCAUCUCUUUUGAGACCGACUCUACUGUGGAGUGCACCUCCAAGAGGACUCCGGAAGAGAGGGAACGGAGGGAAGGAAAGGAAGUUGUUGAGGAAGAACCUGUGGCCACACCCAAAGAGGAGGCCAAGAAGGGAAGGAAGGCAAAAAGUAAGAGGAGUGGCAAGAAGUCAAGGAAGCUGGGCACUGACAACGAUGCAGUCUCCAGGAAUAAACACCUGGAUAGAGGAUCUGUAAUUGAGCUCCUGGAGAAGAAAGCUGUUCAGGCUACAUUCGGCCCAGGCAACAAGGAUGAGAUGGAAUACUCCUACCCAAUCCUCAUCUCAUUCCUGCGCAAUCUUACUGAUGAGCAGUGGCAAGUGAUCUACAAAGGACUAAAAAACCCUAUGACGAAGGAACAGCUUGCCAAAUUGUGCAAGACAAUUGUAACCUUCAUCGCACAGACCACCCUGAAGAUCCUGCUGCCAGCCCUGGCCCGCGUACUUGGGGUAAAGGACUUUGCUGACGACGACACUGACUCACCCAAGAGGGGUGGCAGUGCAAGAUCCUUUGCUGCCUUUGAUCAGGAAAGACUGGAGCUCAUCCAGGAAGUUAGAUAUCUGGCGAAGAAAAUGUAUAAGGGCGGCACAGGGGCUCAACAUCUCAGGUCCCUAACACCCUCUUCUAAGAGGUAUGUUCCCCUCAAGGUUUUCAUGUAUGGAUUUCACCAAGAUCAUCUAUCCCAGUGUUAGCUAAUGCAAUUUACUCUAUCUGAUGUAGUACAAAAUGUAAUGUAUCAGCCUUUGAGCAUAUUCAAAUGAAUGAGCAUGUAAAGCGAUCAAAAGGACAUGUAGAUAUUUAGAAUACUAAAAUUACAACGCUUGACCGAUUUGCCAAGUUAAGACAGGAAUUAUCAUGCUUUGCUUGUUCGUUUUAAAGUUCCCAGACCUCAGUGAAAGUCCUCCUGGGAAUGACAGAGGACAGAAUCAUCAAAAGUGUCCAGGAGCAACUGUCUGAUCAUAAUAUCCUGUCCUCCUGCCCACCUGAGCUG